This is a messenger RNA of Eublepharis macularius, 6528 nucleotides long. It is a transcript of the gene SFXN5, whose product is annotated as sideroflexin 5. The transcript is spliced from 14 exons. Lineage: Eukaryota; Metazoa; Chordata; Lepidosauria; Squamata; Eublepharidae. The coding region runs from base 42 to 1019 and encodes 325 amino acids. Gene Ontology annotation, biological process: citrate transport; mitochondrial transmembrane transport; monoatomic ion transport. The record is from RefSeq and is a predicted model, not a curated record. Gene Ontology annotation, molecular function: citrate transmembrane transporter activity; monoatomic ion transmembrane transporter activity. Gene Ontology annotation, cellular component: mitochondrial inner membrane.
GAGAAGGGAGCUCUUCUGUUUAAAGUGGCGCCGUGAGGGGAAUGGAGGAGAGCGCGGGAUACCCGCCCUUCCAGCUGGGCAAGUCGCGCUUCGAGCAGACUUCGUUUUACGGGCGAUUUAGACACUUCUUGGACAUCAUUGACCCUCGCACACUCUUUGUAACGCAGAGUCGCCUUAAAGAAGCUGUGCAGUUGCUGGAGGAUUUCAAGCAUGGGACUUUGCCCUCUGGAGUCACCAACAAAGAGCUUUGGAAAGCACAAAAGAUAAAACAGGCCAUCAUCCACCCAGAUACCAACCAGACGAUCUUCAUGCCUUUCCGAAUGUCAGGUUACGUUCCUUUUGGAACACCCAUCGUUGUUGGCCUUCUCUUGCCGAAUCAGACGUUGGCAUCCACCGUCUUUUGGCAGUGGUUGAAUCAGAGCCACAAUGCCUGUGUCAACUAUGCAAACCGAAACGCAACAAAGCCUGCCCCGAUGUCCAAGUUCAUCCAGGGCUACCUGGGAGCCGUCAUAAGUGCUGUCUCCAUAGCAGUGGGCCUUAAUGUUCUGAUUCAAAGAGCAAACCAGUUUACUCCAGCCACACGGCUCCUGAUCCAGAGGUUUGUGCCAUUCCCUGCUGUAGCCAGUGCCAAUAUUUGCAAUGUGGUCCUGAUGAGACAUACAGAACUGGAGGAAGGUAUCAACGUCCUGGAUGGCAACGGAAACGUCGUUGGGUCUUCCAGAAUUGCUGCCAGACAUGCACUGCUAGAGACAGCCCUAACCAGAGUGGUCUUGCCCAUGCCGAUACUGGUGCUACCUCCAAUAAUCAUCUCUCUGCUGGAAAAAACUGCUCUCCUGCGCUCCCGUCCUCGGAUGCUUCUUCCUGUCCAGAGCCUCGUGUGCCUUGCAGCUUUCGGCCUGGCCCUCCCGCUGGCCAUCAGCCUCUUCCCGCAAAUGUCAGAGAUUGAGACAUCGUGCCUGGAACCCGAGAUUGCUCGAGCCACGGCAAGCAAGACCGUUGUCUACAACAAAGGGUUGUGAGGCUGAGUGGUGCGGAACAGGGCAAGCACCAGAGGGAAGCGCAUGCGCCAGCGCCACCGGGGAAGGGGCGGGGGGGGGGAGAUGAAUACAAUACAGAGCAACACAGCUUGGCACUCGUAACAUAUUCCCACCGUCAAGAGCUGCGAGUAAAUUAACACUUUCCGAGACUCGGCAUCUCACGUUGGUUGAAAAGAUUAAUAUUUAAAGUUUUAAAUUAGCGACAGUAACAGCAAGAAGAAAUGAGCGAGGAGGAGGGGCGUGAGAGAGCUGGCAAGCACAGAGCUCGCCUCCUCACUCUGCAGCGCCACGUGCACGAAGGGGAUCCGGACAGCACCUUUCCCUGCUUCUGCCUCACUCUUUGUGGGAGGAGCUGCUGCUUGGACCCUCCGCACUGUUUGGUGCUGCACAGAAAUCCAUUCUUGCUGCAUAAAUUAAGAGAUGUCGGUAGGGCACCUUGCUAGUCAAAGGCCAUUGAUUCCACUUUGGCCUUUCUGGACUCCAGACCAGCCUGUGCAGUAGGCACCAGCCAGCCUGCGCCCCCGCCCUCCUGGCCUCUCCCAGCCACCCAUGCAGGCACAGUGCUGGAGGGCACCUUGACAUUCCACCGCCUCUUUAGUGGGUGAAUUCUCAAGUUGCAUUUGUCACACCAGCAUAGCUGUAGCCCUUUGAGAGUGGUCUGUGGCCCCCUCUCCACCCCACCCCCCAUCCAUGCAGCCCCUCCCUCUGUCCCCAGGGCUUCCUUGAAGGCAUCACUCCAGAACGGGCAUGAGAGAGAGCUUGUGCCACAUAAAGGUCCGUGGUGGGCAGGAGAAAGGUGCUGCCCUGGUCGGCAGCGGGAGCUGGCCUGUUCACAAAGAGCCAAGGCUGGUGAUAAGGCACCAGUGGUCUUCCAGUGGUCUUCUGGAACUCCCCUCAAGAAACCCUCCCUGACUUUUCUAGCUCUGAGUGCAGAGCUGGGCUCUAGCCAUUUGAAGGAAGCUCUGCACACUGACAGCCUGGAGGGUCUGUUCUGAAGAGCAGAACAUUUCGUGAUCGCAUCCCCAGGCAGAGGGGACGGGGGCCAGCAGCAGCAUCUAUACUUCCUGACUUACAUCUGACUAGGAGAGAAAUGGUUUCGUAACCCAAAAGCCCUCCCCGCAGGUGCCUUGCUGGCUCUCAGGGCGUUUGUAGAGCUCCGUGGGCAGAGGCUUCAGUACAGAUGUGCAGAGAAUUCCUUGCCAUGGGAGUGAAACAGAGUGUGUGUCCCCCCCCCCCCGGUCUCUGGGCUGCAGGCUGCGAUUUUCUGGAAGAAUGAAGAGUGGGUGCCCCUGGGCUGUUGCCAUGGUGAUUCCCCGGGUGGGUGGGACUCCCUGUUCUCCCGGCUCCGGGGAGCCCAGUUCCCUUCCGGAACUGGGAAGGGCAGCUGUCGGCUCGGCUUGGCUCCCGUGUUGGUGUCAAUCAGACAUUGGAAGUCAAGGGGCCUGUCACUGAGGAGGAUCUGUGGAGGGUGGGGAGAGAUCCCAUGCCCUGGAUGAGUGUGGCUGGAAUGAUCUUGAAUCUGCCUUGGAUUUGCACCAGGGAGUCUUCGCCUGCUCUUGUUUUUACUUCACUAGAUCGUGCGGUGGGUGGGUUUUUUAGGAUACAGGUCGGGGGUGCUUUGGCCUGGCUUGUGGUGCAGGACUGGAUUUCUUCUGAGCAAGGCCUGCUGGGUGGGACGGACAGCAGAACUGCCUGAGCUCCUCCUCCUUAUGGACCUCGGAGCGCUUUCCAGGAGGGGGGCAGGGGCUGGGGGCAUGGCCUGCUGGAACCCUCUCCCCUGGCAGCAGCCCCAGGCAGUGGCGGGGGCAGGGGCUGUUUCUUGGGGUUGAGGUGGUUGGAGUUCUUUCCUCUUCUGGGGUGAGAGAAGCAGGCAGGGCGGGGCUGGUGUCACCCUCUGUUCCCCUCCCAGCUGUAGGGCCAGCAGCCAUCGUGCCAAGUGUGGGCAGAGAGCCCAAAAAAUGGCAAAAAUUUGGGGGCGGGUCACAGCUAUGGGGGGCCCUUGGAGGGAGCAAAUAAGGAAAGGAGUUGUGUGGGGGGGGAUGUCUAGCUACAUUACUGCUGUGUGGGCUGAACAGGUUGCCCCGUGGCGGGAGCAGCCCAGUUUUUGGCUGACUUCUCUGCCCCGUUCUGUGCCAUGCUGGAAAGAGGCAAAGGGACUGCAGAGCCCCCCCCCUUUCCUUGCACUGCAUGCCAGAGAGGCUGGGAGCUUGGAAGCCAGGAGGUUUGGGGGUUUGCUCAUUCCCAAGCUGCCAGUAAGCUCAGCUGGGUGCGUCUGGAACAGGGCAGCGGCAGCCCUGUUGACCUUGAAGUCAGCAUGGCCCCAAUUCUCAGGCAGCUGGAAGGCAGAUUUCCUGGCCAGGUGGGGGCUGGGGAGGAAGCCCCUCUGCUGGCUUUCCCACAGACGGCCAUUGGUCAAGUGCAAAGCACUUCAGAAGGGGCGCCAGCACCCCCCUGGGGAGGCCGCCUAGAGGUGCACCAAGGCCCAGCACUCGCGCUCCUGUUGAAAACCCCUCUGAGCUCCAACCAGAUGUUAGCAUCUGGGACAUUCCAAAAACAUCAACAGCUUUGAAUUUGGGGUUAAAAGGGGAGGUUUGGACGGGAAACAUGUCUUGCCUGUCCGUUUAUCCUUGGAUUUCCCCAAAUUAGUUCUGCCUUAACUUUUUAAAAAAUCCUCUUUUCUCUGAGCCUUCAAAGCAUUCCAGGCAUGUUCUGAUCUCAGGAGAAUGGGGGGGGGAGCGCUUUCCAUUUUAAAAUGCCCACACAUGUCAUCUGGCUUUGAGGAAGGAGGGGUUUUCACAUGCACAUGUGUGCACGUGCGCGCGCACACACUUUUUAGAAAGCAGCAGCCUUUUUGAAACGGCCGCCCAAAGCUGACCCCCGAUGCCCUGGGGAAUGCCCCCCCUGUUCUUCACCGAAGUCUCCUGCGCUCGCCACAAGAGAAACGUGGCUAUCCAAACGGUGCUGCUCUGCCCCCUCAACUGCCCCAGAGGAAGGGGGGCUCUCCUGCCUUUUGGGCGGGGUUCCCCCCAGCCGCCGACACGGGUCAGGGGUCGCCCUCCUGCCCUUGCCCGGUGGAAUCCCAGAAGGGCUCAUCUGUGCCAGGGCAGCCAGCAGAGCCUGAACGAAGGAGCAAACAGCCGCCACACAUUCGCCUAAUAGCUAAUUAAUUUUGCCAUCCCUCUUCGAGUACAAAAGGAGCCAGGGAUCCGCAGGAGCCGUGGCUGCGUUUGCGUUUAUCAUUUCCCAUAAUUGGGGGAACGGGGGAGGGGAAGGAGCCCACACUACGUUGGGUUGCUCACCUCAGUAGCUAAUAAUAAUGAGGUGAUCAUCUCUGUAGCUUUUAAUUAGGAGCACAGCAGUUAAUUGAUUUCUUGGGUAUGUUAAUUAAGAAAUAAUGAGGACUGUGUAGCGGCAGAAAGAGGCCGUGAAGGACUGGGCUUUCCCCAGAUCCCCGUCCGUCCGCAGGCCAGCGAGUGGCAGAGGUCUGGGAAGGUCACCAUGUCACGGGAACCGUCAAGGUUCGUAUCCCAGUGAGGUGGGCUUCCCAGUCCAGUGGAACUCGGGGGAGGCAGGAAGGAAUUCCCCCUGCCCCCCCUGCCCUCCUCUCCCAUGGAGCCACCCUGGAGCCUGGCAUGCCUCCACCCAGGGGCACCUCAGAGCUCCCGCAGCUUCUCAGGCAUCGCCCCUCCCCGGCCCCCCCACAAGUUUCUGUUCCCCAACCAAGACGGCUGGGCGGAAGGGAGGAAAGAGGUCACGGGAUCCCUGCGGGUGGAGGGACUGCUCAGCCCAUGUGAACGGUGGGCUUGUGGGCCUGACAACAUAGAGCUGACCGGAGGGCCUCCCCCUUCCUGGAGGAGACGGCUUCUGGGCAAAGAGCCGUUCCUUUGGCUUCUUGGUAGAUCGCAGCCUAGUCCGGGGGAAGGCUGGCUCUUUCCCCUUAGCCCAUCACUGGUGGCUGAGGCCCAGCAGCAAGGGCAGCAAAGGCCUGGCCCCAGCCAGCAGGGAUGGUAGGGAAGGGGGUUGGCCCAAUCCCGGCCCAUGGCCGGUGGCCAGUCUCUGCAUCCUCGUGCCCGACUGCUGGAACGGCCCCGUCCAUCCUUGCCUGCUUCAUUGUGCUGUGCUCACUUGCGCUCCACUCCAGCGCCUCGAGGAUCCCUUCAGGGGUCUUUAGGUAUUACGGCAGGAUGGCAAGUGGCAGGUUGAUGCUCCCGUCUUUCCCACCUGGACGCUUAGGGCGCUGGGGGCAGACACAGAACUCUGCCCGGAGAGGCAUGCCUCCCAAUGGGAGCAGAGCAUUAGGGGCUCCUUCCGUGGAGGAGUCCCUGCCUCGGACCCUCACUUGCCAGCGGGCUCAACUCCAUAGCUUGUUACUGAAGAGGGAUUGUGUGAAAUGGGGAGUCACAAUCAAGGUCAAUGGCCCAGGGGAGUUUCAGGGCAGCUGACCCCUGCCAGCUCCUUGAGCCACCCCCAGCCAGCAAUCCCCCCUCCCCCACAGUGCCUCCUGCUGCCAUAGAGUCCCGGGUGCAUCAGGGAAUGUGGCAUUUGGAACAGAAGGGCUGGCUGGCCAGCUGGCCCAGGGCACCGAAAACGUGGCAAGCUCUGGGGCAGUGCACAGCACGAGGGGGGAGUGCCUCACUCGGCAGGUAUCUGAUUGUGUCUCUGAGACCCCGGGUCUGCUGGGCAUACGGACCAGAGAGCCUUCAGCUGUGCACAAAUCAGAAAACGUGAGUGGGGCUCCACAGCAUGCUAGCUGCCGCGCCUGGUGCCGAUAGCAGCCCAGCCUUCGCUCAGGUGCAAGACUCAGCGCUGCAGACACCCCCUUGCUGUGGUGCCCUGCGAACUGCAGCUCAGAGGAAUCGGGGGGGGGGGGUGUUCCUUCCUCUGAACUGUCACUGGUCUUCCGGCGGUUCUGAGGGCCUCCCUUUAUGACCGACCUCUGUCCACGCUCAUCGACUCUGAAAUGCACUCGGUGUCUUUUUAACCUCCUAAAUAGAUUUAUUGAUGACGACUCUUUAUGUAACACUUCUAACUGUCUAGAAUAAAAGCGAAUGCAUCUAAACCAUUUGCCUGUUACUUGGGAGGCUGCAGUGUCAAAGCCCCUCCCCCCCAAACAUUUGCCUUGACUGCAGUUGAAAUCUGGGCGGUUUCUUCAAGGCCUGGCUCUGGCUUGGCCUGGCCCUUGGACAAGUGCCGGCAGCUUCCACGUAGAGGCUCUUUUCAGAACAUCCACACGAGGUCAUCUCCAUCCACUUUCCGUGUUUUGCUUUUUUGCGAACUUGGUUUGGAAUAUUUUUUUUUGAACGAUCGCAGUCGAAGUGCCUUUGCACACAUUGUGGAUGGGCAGAUGUGCAUUUUUGUUGCUCCUGCCCAGACUGGCACCAUUUUCCUUGUCUCAGCCUCUCCCACAGAGCUGCCAUCCCACCCGCCUCUGCCACCAGAGGGCUUUGGGGCUUUAAAAAAUCAGCAGUUGGCAUAUCACAUCUGACGAAGA